AUCCGGCGGUACCGGGCGGUACCGGGCGGUAUCGGGCGGUAUCGGGCGGUAUCGGGCGGGCCCCCCCGGGAUGCCGCCAGCCCCCCGCCGAGCCCGGCCGGCGCCGCGCCUGCCUUGAACCAUGUGGGCGCGGGGUCCCCCCGAGCCCCGGCGGCGCUGCUGGCUCCGGGCGGUGCGGAGGCGGCUGCCGAUCCUGGGCUGGCUGCCCCGCUACUCGCCGGGCUGGCUGCAGCUCGACCUGAUCGCCGGCGUGACCGUGGGCCUCACGGUGGUGCCGCAGGCGCUGGCGUACGCCGAGGUGGCCGGCCUGCCCCCGCAGUACGGCCUCUAUUCCUCCUUCGUGGGCUGCUUUGUCUACUGCUUCCUGGGAACUGCCAAGGACGUGACGCUGGGUCCCACCGCCAUCAUGUCGCUGCUCGUCUCCUCUUACGCCUUCCAUGACCCUGUCUAUGCCGUGCUGCUCACCUUCCUGGCUGGCUGCAUCCAGCUGGCCAUGGGGCUCCUGCACCUUGGUUUCCUGCUGGACUUCAUCUCCUGCCCAGUCAUAAAAGGCUUCACAUCGGCUGCGUCCAUCACCAUUAGCUUCAACCAGGUCAAGAACAUCCUGGGCCUGCACGGGAUCCCUCGGCAGUUUUUCCUGCAGGUGUAUGAAACGCUGAGGAGGAUUGGGGAGACCAGGCCUGGGGACGCCAUCCUGGGUCUGGUCUGCCUGGCCACGCUCGCAGGGCUGCGGGCAAUGAAGAGCCGCCUGCCCCCCGCCGCCCACACGGAGCCGCUGGCCACCAGGGCCAGCUACCUGAUCGUCUGGACCUGCGCCACCGCACGCAACGCCCUCGUGGUCCUGUUUGCUGGCCUGGUGGCUUACUGCUUCCAGCUGAGGGGCUCCCAGCCGCUGACGCUCACCGGCAGCAUCCCCCGCGGCCUCCCCCCCUGCCGGCUGCCGCCCUUCUCCAAGGCUGUGCCCAACGGCACCGUGCCCUUCGGGACGAUGGUGGAGGACAUGGGAGUCGGGCUGGCUGUGGUCCCACUCAUGGGCCUGGUGGAGACCGUUGCGAUUGCCAAGGCUUUUGCCUCGCAGAACAACUACAGGAUUGACCCCAACCAGGAGCUGCUGGCCAUGGGCUUUGCCAACGUCCUGGGCUCCUUCUUCUCAUCGUAUCCCGUCACAGGAAGCUUUGGCCGGGCUGGACCUUGUCCCCCUCUGCGUGACGUUCCUGUUCUGCUUCUGGGAGGUGCAGUACGGCAUUGUGGCCGGGGUGCUGGUCUCAGGGAUCCUGCUGCUCUACUCCAUCGCCAGGCCCCCGCUGAAGGUGUCGGGGCAGGGCAUGCUGCUGGUGCAGCCGGGGAGCAGCCUGCACUUCCCAGCCAUCGAGCACCUCCGGGAUGUCAUCUGCAGCCGCGCUCUGUCAGCAGCACGCUCACCGUGCUCCAUCAUCCUGGACUGCCACCGCAUCAGCAGCAUCGAUUACACGGUGGUGGUGGGGCUGGCAGAGCUGCUGCAGGAGCUGCGCAAGCACGGCAUCUCGCUGGCCUUCUGCAGUCUGCAGGACCAGGUUCUCCGAGCCCUGCUGGCUGCAGACCUGGAAGGAUUCCGACAUUUCCCCAGCUGGGAGGAGGCAGAGCGGUGCAGCGGAGCGGAGCCGGGAGGCAGCGGGGCAGUCCCCUUCGACAGCACCAGCACCAGCGAGAGCUCGCUGCUGCCCACGGGGCUCAUCCAGUGAGGCAGAGGAGCCGCGUGGGGCUUUCUCAGGACCACGUCUCCUUGCCCGAGCAGCUGUUCCCGAUGGCCCCGGAGGCUGCACGCCCUGUGCAGGCAGGGCAAUGCCCGGCAGUGUGGGGGAGAGACGGCAAAGGCGGGGGAGUGACCUGGAGGGUCCCUAUCGCUGCCACCGGGAGUCACCCCCCCUCCAUUCCAGGCUGGCCCCAUCCUGGGAGCAGCUGCCUUUUUUAAAUCGGAUGUUUUAUUUUUGGAAACUUUUCUUACUCUGAUCCGUUUCGAGCUCUGACACAGAGCGUGCUCUUGUCACCAUGAGUUUCAAGGAUGCUGGAGCUGCCCUGCACGCCCAAGGCCGUGCUGCAGUUCUCAAGCUCAGGCUGCCAGGAAAAAAAAAAAAAAAAAGAACAACAUUGAUUAUUUUGCUUCUUACUGAUCCCUCUUGGUUUGUGGGAUUUUCUGCCGGACUCUGCCCUUCAGCAGGGCUGGGCUGUCCCACCUGGGCACUGCAGGGCUACGGCUGUCCUCCCACCUCUCGCCAGACUUCUGCUGGCCACCCCAGGGGACAGCUGCCGUGCCGUCAGUCUCUGUUUGCCUUGCUGUGAAAUGGGUGUUGCCAGACAGUGGGGCAUGGGUCUGGGAUCCACAGCAAAGCAGUUCUCCUGAGCUGCAGUUGGCUGACCCCCUCCCGUACGGAGGGCAUAAUAAAACAGUAAUUACAAAUGA
This is a messenger RNA of Cygnus atratus (black swan), 2440 nucleotides long. It is a transcript of the gene SLC26A11, whose product is annotated as solute carrier family 26 member 11. NCBI's taxonomy places the organism in Eukaryota, Metazoa, Chordata, Aves, Anseriformes, Anatidae. The transcript has 14 exons. Gene Ontology annotation, cellular component: membrane. Gene Ontology annotation, biological process: transmembrane transport. The record is from RefSeq and is a predicted model, not a curated record. Gene Ontology annotation, molecular function: sulfate transmembrane transporter activity. Bases 122 to 1951 code for a protein of 609 amino acids.